This is a messenger RNA of Ixodes scapularis (black-legged tick), 507 nucleotides long. Its product is annotated as boophilin-H2. Lineage: Eukaryota; Metazoa; Arthropoda; Arachnida; Ixodida; Ixodidae. Bases 1 to 507 code for a protein of 168 amino acids. The transcript is spliced from 5 exons. Gene Ontology annotation, molecular function: serine-type endopeptidase inhibitor activity. The record is from RefSeq and is a predicted model, not a curated record.
AUGCGAGCGUCUGUCUGCUUUGUAAAUCUUGAAGUUGCCUGGAUGUUUGUUGGUCUUUAUUGUUCAGCUGGAUUGGUUGCACCAAGUUCAAGUGACGAAAUUAAAUAUUACGAGGACGAACCCUGGGUAUUCUGUCUAGAUCCUGACAACGUAACAUGUCCAGAAGACGGAACGCAUGCCUCAUACAAUCGAAAUACGGGUAUGUGUGAACUAAAGAAUGGAAGCGACUGCGGAGGAGGUGAAAAUCACUAUCCAACCCUGGAGAAGUGCAAUUCCUCUUGCAACAGUGCUCCAAAGCCGCCCUGCUCGCUGGAACUGAAUGAAGGUUUAGGGAAAGCUUAUAUGCAGAGAUGGUUUUUCAACACUUCAUCAGCUAGCUGCGAAAUGUUUAUCUUCGGUGGUGGCCCUGGGCAAAAUGGCAACAAUUUUGAAGACAAGAAUGAAUGCCGUAAAACCUGCAAUGGUUUCAGUUUAUACAGAAGAAUAAACAUCACGGUGGAACAAUAG